GUUAUUUCCGUCUCAUGACAAAUAAUCAAGAAAUAAAUAUAGAACACAACAGGAAACUAUUUGUAAUGAAUAUAAAACAAAUGAUAAAGGUUUAAAUGCAAACAGGGAUAUAAAGAAACACCAUGUUUCACCAGAAUAGAAGCGCCAAUGCAGACAGACGUGCAACACUUGUUUGUUUUGUGACUAAUUUUUUCCCGAAACUAAUGCAAUGUUUUUUAUCGUAUUGUAUCAAGCAAAACGGACUUACGAACAAGUACUGCAACAAUACAAGAAAUCCAUCUUUAUUAACGCCUACCGAAUUACUUUUGAUACAAGAGUUACCGUCCAUUGAAAAUUUUACUAUACAUCUAUGUUAUAAAUUUAUUACUUUGGAAGAACUGCUACCUAAACCAUCAAAUGGAUGGGGAAAAUUUCCAGAUGAAAAGAGAUUAGAAGUCGAAGAUGAUAUAGAACGGAUACGGCAUGCAAUAAAUGAAAUUAUUACAACGAACGAUGAUGAAUGUACAGAAAAAUACUUUGUCAAAUUUCUUUAUAAAUUAGGAAGGAUUAUUCAGCGAGUUCAGAUUGCUUUGGGUAAUACAACUCUUUAUGUAAUUUACAAAUCUAUCCUCAUAAAGAAUAUUGAUACUGAAGUGGUUCUCAGUGCAUUCAUCAAGGUUGACAUUAUAAGAGAUUCUAAUAUUCAGUAUAUAAAAUCACAAGACCGGGAAAGAUAUAGUAAAAUCAGUGCUGUGAUAACAGAGUUUUUCCCAAAAUUACUGCGAAAUAUAUUACAAUCAAAAGUUUCACCUUCGAUGUUAUAUAAUUUAUGUAUAAAACCAGGCGUUCAUUGGAACAAUUCAGAGAAAUCACAGGUUAAUACAUUAAAAUUUAAUAACAAUUACGAAUCGCUAGAUGCUUCGAUGCUUUAUAAGUUGUUUAGAACAUUUACAUGCGUAGACGAACCUACCCAAGGAUGGGGAAGUUUACCUACCAAUUACGAUCUAAGUAUUUCGGACGAUAUAGAGCGAAUACGCAUCCUGAGAAAUAAGUCCGCACAUAGAUGUGACACUCGCAUCGAUCAGACAGAGUUUGAAAACCAAUUUUUACAGUUUCAUGAUAUAACACGACGAAUUUCUAUUGAUCAUGAAAAAGAGUUAACUGCAAUAGCCCAAGGAAGUUUAGACCCCAAGAGGCAGAUUGAGUUAGAGAGAGCUCUGCAUGAAUUGGAGGAUAUUAAAGAGCGAUUUGAAAAGGAUUAUGUGCGGUAUUAUUGGGGAAAUAAAUUUGAGAUGAAGAUUAAAGAUGUUAGGCAGAGGAUAAAGACAGGAAAGGUUCUACUAGGAAAAGGAACGAUUGCCAUAGAUAUAGAAUUACCAAAUGUGGAUGACACUGAAACGAGAGCAAAGAUAUUAAACGAAUUCAAGGAUGAAGUGAAUGAGGGUGACCUUAAGAUUAAGUUCAGUGCCGCUAUUACAGGAAGUAUAAUUAUCCAUUCAGACAUUGACGCAGAUGCUCUGAUAACAGACACAAGUCUUCAAAAAGAAUUAACAUCCUUUAUGAAAAGAAUUCUUAAUACAGGAAGAUUACAAAUAUCUUCAUUUCAAUGGUUAGAUGCUGUAAUUUUUCUUGUAGAAGGCAACAUGGAAUUAGACUUGAACCCAUCUGUGGCAAAGUCUUUAAGGUUACAGUUCAAUGUAGACAUGGAUGUUUUUGAAACGGAUGAACAAUUUGAAUCAGAAAUAAAUGCAUGUAUGCAGCGAACAAUCAAAAACCUGAAUGGGAAAGGUUUUAUCGGAGAAGUGAUAGCCAUAGUAGAUUCUGGACAAUCAGACAAUCCAGAAGAGACACUUCGUACGGACACAAGCAGGUCGAGUCCGAUUAUAGAUAAAUCUGUGGAAUUUGAAAACUUGGGUAAAAUAGUCCCAGGGACAUCUGGUAAAGAUUUUUGCAAUUCCGAUAUAGAGUUAUGGAAAGAACAAGACGGUAUGUUUGUUGAAACACCUGUUGUGAAAGUGAUUGCAGAGAUCCUUGAAUCAGAACAUUCUGUCUUAAUAGUAGGUGAACCUGGUAUUGGAAAGAGUAUGUUAAUGCACCAUAUUGCUCUUAAACUACAAACCAACAUGAAUGAUAUAAUAAUUCCGUGUUCAGGAAUUCAGGACAUAUAUAAUUAUAAUUAUCAUAUCAAAAACACGAGGAUGACUUUUGUCGUGGAUGAUAUUUUUGGACGGACUUCUGCAAGUUUGGUUGAUAUUGAAUAUAUGAUAAACAAUGGAAACAAUCUAAACCAUAUGUUGAAAAGGGGAAACGCAAAAAAUAGUGGCGUCAUGCCGAUUCGAUGUACUGUUUUCAAACCAAAUAUCAUUAAUUUGUCUGCAGAAUAUUCAAGGGAGGAUAAACUAAUUAUUAGUACGAAGUAUUUAAAUGAAAAUAGUAUUCAGGUGUUGAAAAAUCAAAAAGAAGAGUUUACCCCUCUGAUGUCCUUUCUUUAUUCCAAAAAUAAACAUUUCAACUUGACUGAUUUUUUUAAACGUCCUUACGAAACAUACCAAAAUGAAUGGAUAAAGUUAAAAUCAAUUGAUCCAUUCAAAUAUUACUCAUUAUUUCUAUGUGUUAUUUAUAAUGGCAUUAUGGAAGGGUCUUUAUUUGAAAGCUAUAACGAAAAUAAUAUAAAAAACAAAUGUGUUUUUGAAGACAUGUUUGAAAUCUUCGGAAUAAAUCGGAGCACCUCUAGAAGAAAAAUAAAAACAGUCUUGGACAGCUCUAUUGGAAUUUACUUCUUGAAAAUAGGAAACGAUUAUAGGAUUAUACACGACCAACUCUUAGAUUUUAUAUGUUAUUAUUUUGGUAACAAUGACACAAUGGUCAGAUAUAUAUUGCGUUUUUCAGACAUCAGAGUUUUCAAUGAACGGACACAACUAGAAUCUAUUAAUGAACAACAUAGUAAAUUCACUAUAUUAAUACCAAAGAGGUAUGAAAAGGACUACUUUGAAAGAAUAAAAAAAGAUGUACAACUUGGAAAACUGAAUCAAUGCUUUUGUAAUUCACAGAUGAAACAUGAAAAAUAUAGGGCUUUGUUUCUGAAUGUUUUAAAGUCAAAUGACUACAAGUUGCUUGUUGAUCAAAUAUGUCCUAGACAAAACUUGCAACAUCAGUUUAGACAUAGAACAAAUGUUGAUGUUUUAAAAAGAAAUGAAAAUGAAAAUUAUGCAUGCACUUUUCACAAAGAUAAUUUGGCAAAAGAACCUUUAAUAAUAUCGUGCUUACGAGGAUAUUAUGAUUUAGUCCAAUACUUUAUUUCCAAAGACAUUAAUCAAAAUAACGAGUUUUUAUUUGAUACACCCCUAGCAGCUGCAUGUAGAGGAGGACAUGAGAAGAUAGUACUUUUACUUAUGGAUAAAGGAUGGGAUGUUAUCAAGGCUUAUAGUAUGAGUGAAACACCUCUGACAGCUGCUUGUCGGGGCGGUAAUGAGAAGAUAGUACAGUUACUUAUUGACAAAGGAUACGAUGUUAACAUGACUAGUGGUAUUGGUGAGACAUCUCUGACAGCUGCGUGUAAGGAAAGAAAUGAGAAGAUAGUACAGUUACUUAUUGACAAAGGAUGUGAUGUUAACAUGGCUAGUGGUAUCGGAGAUACGCCUCUGACAGCUGCGUGUAAGGAAAGAAAUGAGAAGAUAGUACAGUUACUUAUUGACAAAGGAUGUGAUGUUAACAUGGCUAGUGGUAUCGGAGAUACGCCUCUGACAGCUGCGUGUAAGGAAAGAAAUGAGAAGAUAGUACAAAUACUUAUAGACAGAGGAUGUGAUGUUAACAUGGCUAGUGGUAUGGUUGACACACCUCUGACAGCUGCUUGUUGGGGAGGUGAUGAAAAGAUAGUAAAAUUACUUAUAGACCGAGGAUGUGAUGUUAAUCAGGCUGACGGGAGAAAACAAACACCUCUGGUAGCUUCGUGUAUGGAAAGACACGAGAAGAUAGUACAGUUACUUAUUGACAGAGGGUGUGAUGUUAACAAGGCAAGUGGUAUGGAUGAGACACCUCUGACAGCUGCUUGUAAGGGGGAAAACGAAAAGAUAGUACAGUUACUUAUAGACAAAGAAUGUGAUUUUAACCAAGCUAGUGGUCUGGGCAAAACACCUCUGACAGUCGCUUGUCAAAGAGGGAAUGAGAAGAUAGUAAAAUUACUUGUGGAUAUAGGAUGCGAUGUUAACCAGGCUGAUGAACUGGGUGAGACACCCUUGACAGCUGCUUGUGAGGUAGCAAAUGAGAAGAUAGUACAGUUACUCAUAAACAAAGGAUGUGAUGUAAACCAGGCUAGUGGUAUGGGUUGGACACCUCUGACAACUGCUUGUCUGGGAGGUUAUGAGAAUAUAUUACAGUUACUUAUAGUCAACGGAUGUGACAUUAAGACGGCAAGUAACAUGAUCUCACCUCUGACAGCUGCUUGUUUUGGAGGAAAUGAGAUGAUAGUACAGUUACUUAUGGACAGAGGAUGUGAUGUUAACCAGGCUCAUGGUAUGGAUGAGACACAUUUAAUAUCUGCUUGCCAGGAAGGAAAUGAUCAAACACUUAUCGACAAAAGAGGUGAAGUUCACCAGGUCGGUGGUAAAGGGUAUACACCUCUAACCGCUGCUUGUCUGGGAAGAAAUGAGAAGAUAGUACAGUUACUUAUAGACAAAGGAGGUGAUGUUAACCAGGCUAAUGGUAAGGGUGAGACACCCCUGACAGCUGCUUGUAUGGGUGGAAAUGAGAAGAUAGUACAGUUACUUAUAGACAAAGGAGGUUAUGUUAACCAGGCUUAUGGUAUGGGUGAGACACCUCUGACAGCUGCUUGUAUAGGAGGAGAUGACAAGAUGGUACAGUUACUUAUAGACAAAGGAAGUGACGUUAACCAGGCUAAUGGUAAGGGUGAGACACCUCUGACCGCUGCCUGUCGGAGAGGUAAUGAGAAGAUGGUACAGUUACUUAUAGACGAAGGAGGUGACGUUAACCAGUCUAGUGGUAGGGGUGAGACAUCUCUGACCGCUGCUUGUUGGGGAGGUAAUGAGAAGAUGGUACAGUUACUAAUAGACAAAGGAGGUGACGUUAACCAGUCUAGUGGUAGGGGUGAGACACCUCUAACCGCUGCUUGUUGGGGAGGUAAUGAGAAGGUGGUACAGUUACUGAUAGACGAAGGAGGUGACGUUAACCAGUCUAGGGGUAGGGGUGAGACACCUCUGACCGCUGCUUGUUGGGGAGGUAAUGAGAAGAUUGUACAGUUACUAAUAGACGAAGGAGGUGACGUUAACCAGGCUAGUGGUAGGGGUGAGACACCUCUGAGAGUUGCUUAUAUGGGGGAGAAGGAAAAGAUAGUACAGUUGAUUAUGAACAGUGGAUGUGACAUUAGCCAGGUUACUGAUAUUAGACAUCCUCAUUUUAUCCCUUCUUUUCCUGGAAGACAAAUAUUCGAUACAGAAAUUAAAAAAACAAAAUUCAGGACUAGCGGAAAAGAUGCAAAUUCCCCAACAACUGCUAGUAAGGGAGGUAAUGAGAAGAACUUACAAAUACUUGAAGACCACUCCUUGAAAAGGAAGGAUCAUAUUUGAAGUUAUCUCCCCGAACACUGUUUUUCUUGUUAUUUCUUAUACGUCGCAACCGUAUAAGAAACCGACAAAUUUAUUUUACCAAAUUGUUUGUUACAUCAUCAGGAUGAUUUGAUUUAUUUUGACCGAAGCUAUCCGGAGACUCCAUAUGAGAGUUAUCCCCCCAUUUGUAUAUGAUAUAAGUGAUAUGCAUUUCUAACUAGUAAACCAUAAGUGAUAGAGACCUGGGGACUUUUGAUUUAAGAUCCUUGGUCCAAAAAAUGAAAGUUAGGUCAAGGUCAAAGGACAAGGUCAUAUUCCAAAUUUUGAUUUUUGUUUUUUUUCACUAUUUUCAUUAAUCUUAUAAGAUAUCGACACGUUACUUUUACUAAAUUGUUAAAUGCAACAUGCCGUAUCUUAUAAAUUUAGGUUUAAAGGGUGGUUAGACAAUAAAUGGGUGUUUUCGCCCCUCUAAUAUUUAGAAUUAUGCAUAAAGUGAUAUUACUUAUGAACCAUACAUAUUACAGACCUAGGGUCUUUUGAUUUGGUGUCCUAUGUUUAUGAUCUUGAAAUUAAGGAAUAGGUCAUAGGUUAGUUGGACGUUCUAGAUUUUGACUUUUGCUUAACAUUCAUAUUUAUACAUCAUAAAGCCAUUGAAACUGACAUUUUCUACUGAAUCUUUAUAUUUUUAUAUAAAAAUAGAACCUUAUUGGUGGAAGUUUUAUUUGAUUUUUUAUUGUUCGAAUUCUGAUUGAUUGCAAUUGUUUAUUUUUCUCUAUAACAAUAAAAUUUAAAUUGCAUGUUUGGAAUUGUGUAUCCGUUUAAAUAAUCUCCGACGGAAGCUGACAUGCUUUUGCAAGAUUUGGUGUUAAAUACGUAUAUAAACAUUGCUAAUAUCUAGAAAGGUUUUUUAACUACUAGUAGAUAGAAAAUUGUCGUUUUUUGUUUUCUACAUCAAUUGCAUUGAAAGUAUCUUAAUCAGUAAAUGAUAAUUCAAAAGAAAGCCGAAAGACACAUAACAAACGCACAUUCAAACACAAAAGUCGAAAAUAAACUAACAACUCCAUGGCAGAAAAAAUAAUAUCAAAAGACAAACAACAGUACACCAAACACAACAUAAAAGACUAAAGAUUGAGCUACACGAACAAUACAUAUAUAACGUAACCUCCUAAAAUAUCAAUCAAACUUUGUCACAUUAACUAAAAAGUAAUGUUUGUUUGUAUGAUUAAAGUCCGUUAAUGAUUCUUAGAAUAUCCUUGAGGCAUUUUCCUAUAAUUAAGACAUGUCCAUUCUGUGUUUUCUAUUUAUAUCCACAAAUGUUAACAUAGAAGC
Molecule: messenger RNA, 6869 nt
Organism: Mytilus trossulus (common blue mussel)
Lineage: Eukaryota; Metazoa; Mollusca; Bivalvia; Mytilida; Mytilidae
Exons: 9
Coding region: 123-5561 (1812 amino acids)
Molecular function (GO): protein binding
Source: RefSeq, a predicted model, not a curated record